Notothenia coriiceps (black rockcod) is the source of this 4813-nucleotide messenger RNA. It is a transcript of the gene ankhd1, whose product is annotated as ankyrin repeat and KH domain containing 1. The transcript has 28 exons. Gene Ontology annotation, cellular component: cytoplasm. The annotation marks the transcript as partial. Gene Ontology annotation, biological process: innate immune response. Lineage: Eukaryota; Metazoa; Chordata; Actinopteri; Perciformes; Nototheniidae. Gene Ontology annotation, molecular function: protein binding. The record is from RefSeq and is a predicted model, not a curated record.
GUUAGAAAGUUAAUGGCUGGGGGAAAGAGAUCCUCCUCAACCCUCGCUUCGGGAGAGUUUCUGGAUUCCCUGAAGUAAAAUCACGCAAAUAUCCAAGAAGAAAGAGCUUGGACGGACGUUUACGUCACCAACUAGCUCGUGAACACACGUAUUGUGAACAGAAGUAUGCAGGAUGCAGUAGCCGGGACGGCAAUGCUGACGGACGGCUUCGAGGACGAGAUUGACUCGGUGACUCCUCGCUCCCCAGUGGCAGGGAUGGGGGUAGGAGCGACACCAGGAGGAGUCGGACUAGGGGGCAUUGGGAUUGGUGUAGGCGGAAAGAAAGUACGUUUAUACGGCGAACCAGGUGGGCCUGCAGCAGAAAGACUGGAUUUCAAACUGGCGGCCGCGGCCGUCCUCUCCUCGGGUCCAGGAUCCGGCAGCGACGAAGACGAGGUUUCAGAGGUGGAGUCAUUCAUUUUGGACCAGGAGGACCUUGAUAACCCCAUCAUGAAGACGGCUUCAGAGUUGCUUUUAUCCAGCGCCACAGAUGGAGUAGAUUUGAGGACGGUAGAUCCAGAGACACAGGCUCGACUUGAAGCUCUACUUGAAGCUGCAGGCAUCGGUAAACUGUCCACUGCCGAUGGUAAAGCUUUUGCAGACCCCGAAGUGCUACGGAGACUGACGUCAUCUGUUAGCUGUGCCCUGGACGAAGCUGCAGCCGCCCUGACGCGCAUGAGGGCCGAAAACACACUCAACGCCGGCCAAGCCGACAACCGUAGUUUAGCAGAGGCGUGCUCAGAUGGGGAUGUCAAUGCGGUGCGUAAAUUGCUCGAUGAGGGACGGAGCGUCAACGAACACACAGAAGAAGGGGAGAGCCUGCUGUGCCUCGCCUGCUCGGCUGGCUACUAUGAACUUGCACAGGUUUUGUUGGCCAUGCAUGCCAAUGUGGAGGAUCGGGGCAUCAAGGGAGACGUAACGCCACUAAUGGCUGCCGCCAGUGGUGGUUAUGUGGACAUCGUCAAACUACUUCUGGUCCACGGAGCAGAUGUAAACGCACAGUCCUCCACAGGCAACACAGCUUUGACGUACGCAUGUGCUGGUGGCUUCGUGGAUGUGGUGAAGGUGCUACUCAAAGAGGGUGCUAACAUUGAGGACCACAACGAGAACGGACACACACCUCUAAUGGAGGCAGCCAGUGCCGGCCAUGUAGAGGUGGCCAGGGUACUCUUGGAGUAUGGCGCCGGCAUCAACACACACUCCAAUGAGUUCAAGGAGAGCGCUCUCACACUCGCCUGCUACAAAGGUCACUUGGAUAUGGUGCGUUUUCUGUUGGAGGCCGGAGCAGAUCAGGAACAUAAAACAGAUGAGAUGCACACGGCACUAAUGGAGGCGUGCAUGGACGGCCAUGUGGAGGUGGCACGGCUGCUGUUGGACAGCGGAGCGCAGGUCAACAUGCCAGCAGAUUCGUUCGAGUCGCCCCUCACCCUCGCAGCCUGUGGAGGACAUGUGGAGCUGGCAGCACUGCUCAUAGAGAGGGGAGCCAACUUGGAGGAGGUAAAUGAUGAAGGCUACACACCUCUGAUGGAGGCAGCUAGAGAAGGCCAUGAAGAGAUGGUAGCACUGCUGCUGGCUCAAGGCGCUAACAUCAAUGCCCAGACGGAGGAGACGCAGGAGACGGCUUUGACUCUAGCAUGCUGCGGAGGUUUCUUGGAAGUAGCGGACUUCCUGAUCAAGGCGGGCGCAGACAUCGAGUUGGGUUGCUCCACACCUCUAAUGGAGGCUGCACAGGAGGGCCACCUGGAGUUGGUGAAAUACCUACUGGCUGCAGGGGCGAACGUUCAUGCCACAACAGCAACGGGUGACACAGCUUUGACGUAUGCGUGUGAGAACGGACACACGGACGUGGCGGAUGUGCUGCUGCAGGCUGGAGCCAACUUGGAACACGAGUCUGAGGGGGGGCGGACGCCCUUAAUGAAGGCAGCGAGGGCAGGACAUCUGUGUACAGUGCAGUUCCUUAUCAGCAAAGGUGCUAACGUGAACAGAGCUACAGCCAACAAUGACCACACAGUGGUGUCGCUGGCCUGCGCUGGAGGACACCUGGCUGUGGUGGAGCUGCUGCUGGCACAUGGGGCCGAUCCUACACACAGACUCAAAGAUGGUUCAACCAUGUUGAUAGAAGCUGCUAAGGGAGGCCACACGAAUGUGGUGUCCUACCUGUUGGACUACCCCAACAACAUCCUGUCUGUCCCAGCCCCCGACCUCUCCCAGCUCACUCCCCCCUCGCAAGAUGCCUCUCAGGUUCCUCGUGUCCCAUUCCAAUCUCUCGCCAUGGUAGUGCCCCCUCAGGAGCCAGACCGAGCCCCAUCAAACAUCGCCACACCCCCACCCGUCUCCAGCAAAGGCGGGUCAAAACAGAGACAAGCGGCCCUUCAGCCCGGUGUCCCCAGCUCAGGCGGCCGGGGGCCUGAAGCCGAGCCUCUGCCGCCCUUCCACCUAUGCCAGCCUCUGGAGUGCAUUGUGGAGGAGACGGAGGGAAAGCUGAACGAGCUGGGCCAGAGAAUCAGCGCCAUCGAGAAGGCCCAGCUGCAGUCGCUUGAGCUCAUUCAGGGGGAGCCGCUCACCAAAGACAAGAUUGAGGAGCUGAAGAAGAGCAGAGAGGAGCAGGUGCAGAAGAAGAAGAAAAUCCUGAAGGAGCUGCAGAAGGUGGAGCGACAGCUACAGCUAAAAACACAGCAACAGUUCACCAAAGAGUACAUGGAGGCGAAGGGUUUAAAGGAGGAGGAGGAGGCCGGACAGAGUCAGGGCCCGGGCCCCGGAUCGUCUCCGGCCGGGCCCCUUCCCUGCGCAGGGGCACAAGUUCACACUAGCUCUGACACGGAUGAAGAGGCUAACAGAGAUGGGGAGCAAGACGAGCAGCCAGGAGAGGAAGGGGAAGAGGAUGAGGACGAAGACGACGAAGACGAGGGCUCAGAGGACGAAGCGGACGGAGAAGAAGACGAUUACCCCAAGCUUCCUCAGGUGGGCACAAUCCUCUACAGGGAUGGGCCUCAGCCACCACAGCAGCCUCCUCUGCCCCCCUCGCCGCAGGCCCAGCCCCAGCCCCCCCCUCUGCCUCUGCAGAACGCCUUCGUCCCUAUCCAGCCGCUACCGGACUACAACCCUGCGGACUACCCGGGAAGCACCAGCCCAGAGCUGCAGAGGGUACUGGUGGGGCAGCAGAUGCUGGGCCAGCAGCAACAGGGUCAACAGUUGGGAGGGCUAGGCCCAGGGAUGAUCCCUCAGCAGGCCCCGGAUGGGCUCAUGGUAGCCACACCUGCACAGACGCUCACAGACACGCUGGACGACAUCAUGGCGGCUGUGAGCAGUCGUGUGCCCAUGCUGAACACUACAACCUCGCCCACGCCCCUGUCCCAGCCACCCACACAGAUGCCCUCAAACAUCUCCUCGCCCCCGUCAGUCCUGCCCCUCUACCCCUCUGUCGACAUUGAUGCACAUACGGAGAGCAACCAUGACACAGCGCUGACGCUGGCGUGUGCAGGAGGACACGAGGAACUCGUAUCUGUCCUCAUUGCACGGGGAGCCAACAUUGAGCACCGGGACAAAAAAGGUUUUACUCCUCUGAUCCUGGCCGCCACUGCUGGACACGUAGGAGUAGUGGAGGUGCUUCUGGAUAAAGGGGGUGACAUUGAGGCUCAGUCAGAGAGAACCAAAGACACGCCCCUCUCCCUCGCCUGCUCUGGGGGACGCCAGGAGGUGGUGGAGUUGCUGCUGCUGCGGGGAGCCAAUAAGGAACACCGCAAUGUUUCCGACUACACGCCUCUUAGCCUGGCAGCCUCUGGGGGUUACGUCAACAUCAUCAAGAUACUCCUCAAUGCUGGAGCUGAGAUAAACUCCAGGACUGGCAGUAAGUUGGGAAUCUCUCCUCUGAUGCUGGCGGCCAUGAACGGUCAUGUACCAGCGGUGAAGCUGUUGCUAGAUAUGGGCUCGGACAUCAAUGCCCAGAUCGAAACCAACAGAAACACGGCUCUGACCCUCGCCUGCUUCCAGGGGCGGGCUGAGGUCGUUAGUCUGCUGCUCGAUCGCAAGGCCAAUGUGGAGCAUCGCGCUAAGACCGGUCUUACUCCUCUGAUGGAGGCGGCCUCAGGAGGUUAUGCAGAAGUGGGUCGAGUGCUUCUGGACAAAGGCGCCGACGUCAACGCUCCCCCUGUCCCCUCAUCCCGAGACACUGCCCUUACUAUUGCUGCUGACAAGGGCCACUACAAGUUUUGUGAGCUGCUUAUCAACAGGGGAGCCCAUAUCGAUGUACGAAACAAGAAAGGGAACACCCCCCUGUGGCUGGCGGCAAAUGGUGGUCAUUUUGAUGUGGUUCAGCUCUUGGUGCAUGCCAGUGCUGAUGUGGAUGCGGCCGACAACCGCAAGAUUACUCCACUCAUGGCGGCCUUUCGCAAGGGUCACGUGAAGGUGGUGCAGUAUCUUGUAAAGGAAGUCAAUCAAUUCCCAUCAGAUAUCGAGUGCAUGAGAUACAUCGCUACCAUCGCUGACAAGGAGCUGUUGAAGAAAUGCCACCAGUGCAUGGAGACCAUCGUUAAAGCCAAAGACCAGCAGGCAGCCGAGGCCAACAAGAACGCCAGCAUCCUCCUCAAGGAGUUAGACUUGGAGAAGUCCCGAGAGGAGAGCAAGAAGCAAGCUCUGGCUGCUAAACGUGAGAAGCGUAAGGAGAAACGCAAGAAGAAGAAGGAGGAGCAGAAGAGGAAGAUGGAGGAAGAGGAGGGGCAGAAAACUAAGGAAGACUUCUCUGAGAUGCUGGAGCUAAAGGAAGAUUCAGCUGAUG